Molecule: messenger RNA, 6612 nt
Organism: Megalops cyprinoides (Indo-Pacific tarpon)
Lineage: Eukaryota; Metazoa; Chordata; Actinopteri; Elopiformes; Megalopidae
Gene: rasgrf2b
Product: Ras protein-specific guanine nucleotide-releasing factor 2b
Exons: 28
Coding region: 447-4262 (1271 amino acids)
Biological process (GO): positive regulation of GTPase activity; Ras protein signal transduction
Cellular component (GO): plasma membrane
Molecular function (GO): protein binding; guanyl-nucleotide exchange factor activity
Source: RefSeq, a predicted model, not a curated record
CCCAGGCAGUACAUUGGGGAGAACUGUCUCUUUAAGUUGGUGUCAAAGCCGAUUAGAGCUGAUCUCAGGCGUGAUUCGGUUUUACCGUCUGUUCCCUGGAUCUGUUUUCUUUUUAGUCUGCUACGAGUACGAUACGAUUUCUCCAGUUGUUUCCGGUGUGAAUUUAUUUUUUAAAUAUAUAUAUUUUUAUUUAUAUUAAAAAGUUACACUUAUGCCAACAUGGAUUGGUUGCGUUACUCGUUUGGAUAAGUCGCCUUUUGGGUUCGUUUGGAUAUGGGUUGCGCUGCACAACACGCCCGAGCAGCUAACCAACUUUUCCGCGCGCGUCCGUAGUCCUUGCUUUUGUCUUUUCAUCAGCAAAGUUCCUUUCUACAUUACCUGCAAAGGGAGCAGAGUUCACGGAUAUGGUGUCGGGUCAAUAAAUCCAGUUUAAACCGAGACGGAAAAUGCAGAAAAGUGUGCGAUACAAUGAGGGGCACGCACUGUAUCUCUCCGUAGUCGCGCGCAAAGAAGGAACCAAGCGCGGCUAUCUCAGCAAAAAGACCACAGAGAACAGCCGAUGGCACGAGAAGUACUUCGCCCUUUAUCAAAAUGUGUUAUUUUAUUUCGAAAACGACCAGAGCGCGCGACCGUCUGGGAUUUAUUUGUUAGAAGGGUGCACAUGCGAGAGGGUCCCAGCGCCGAAAGUGUCCACGAUGGGCAAAGAAACUCUGGACAAGCAGCACUACUUCCUCAUUGUCUUCGGCCAUGACGGUCAGAAACCGCUGGAGCUGCGGAUGGAGGAGGAGUCGGAGUGCGAUGAGUGGGUGGAGGCCAUCCAGCAGGCCAGCUACUCUGACAUCAUCAUUGAGCGCGAGGUGCUGAUGCAGAAGUACAUCCACCUGGUGCAGAUCGUGGAGACCGAGAAGGUGGCGGCCAACCAGCUCCGCACCCAGCUGGAGGACCAGGACACCGAGAUCGAGAGGCUUAAGGCUGAGAUCAUAGCCCUCAAUAAAACCAAGGAGAGGAUGCGGCCCUACCAUGUAAACCAGGAGGAGGAAGACCCGGACAUUAAAAAGAUUAAAAAGGUCCAGAGCUUCAUGCGCGGCUGGCUCUGCAGACGGAAGUGGAAGAUCAUUGUUCAGGACUAUAUCUGCUCUCCCCACGCAGAGAGCAUGAGGAAGAGGAACCAGAUCGUCUUCAACAUGGUGGAGGCUGAGACCGAGUAUGUCCACCAGCUCUCUAUCCUGGUCAACUGUUUCCUGCGGCCACUCCGCAUGGCCGCCAGCUCCAAGAAACCGCCCAUCAGUCAUGACGAUGUCAGCAGCAUCUUCCUCAACAGUGAGACUAUAAUGUUUCUCCAUGAAAUAUUCCACCAAGGCCUGAAAGCGAGGAUAGCCAACUGGCCCACAUUAGUCUUAGCCGACCUGUUCGACAUCCUGCUGCCCAUGCUGAACAUCUACCAGGAGUUUGUGCGGAACCACCAGUACAGCCUGCAGGUGCUGGCCAACUGCAAGCAGAACCGGGACUUCGACAAGCUGCUGAAGCAGUACGAGGCCAACGCCGCUUGCGAGGGCCGCAUGCUGGAGACCUUCCUCACCUACCCUAUGUUCCAGAUCCCCCGCUACAUCAUUACCCUGCACGAGCUCCUGGCCCACACGCCGCACGAGCACGUGGAGCGCAAGAGCCUGGAGUUUGCCAAGUCCAAGCUGGAGGAGCUGUCCAGGGUCAUGCACGAUGAGGUGAGCGACACGGAGAACAUCCGAAAGAACUUGGCCAUCGAGCGCAUGAUCGUGGAGGGCUGUGACAUCCUGCUGGACACCAGCCAGACUUUCGUGCGCCAAGGCUCUCUGAUCCAGCUGCCGUCGGUAGAGCGGGGGAAGCUCAGUAAGGUGCGGUUGGGCUCUCUGUCUCUGAAGAAGGAGGGGGAGCGCCAGUGUUUCCUCUUCACCAAGCACUUCCUCAUCUGCACGCGCAGCUCUGGGGGCAAGCUGCACCUGCUUAAACAAGGAGGGGUCCUGUCCCUUAUUGAAUGCACCCUCAUCGAGGAGCCAGAUGCCAGUGACGAGGAGUCCAAGACCACGGGACAGGUGUUCGGCCACCUGGACUUCAAGAUCGUGGUGGAGCCCUCGGAUGCCCCUUCCUUCACGGUGGUGCUGCUGGCCCCCUCUCGCCAGGAGAAGGCGGCCUGGACCAGCGACAUCAGCCAGUGUAUCGAUAACAUCCGCUGUAAUGGCCUCAUGACCAGCGUGUUCGAGGAGAACUCCAAAGUCACCGUGCCUCACAUGAUCAAGUCCGAUGCGCGCCUCCACAAAGAUGACGUUGACAUAUGCUUCAGCAAGACGCUCAACUCGUGCAAGGUGCCGCAGAUCCGCUACGCCAGUGUGGAGCGGCUGCUGGAGAGGCUGACGGACCUGCGCUUCCUCUCUAUCGACUUCCUCAACACCUUCUUGCACACCUACCGCAUCUUCACCUCUGCCACCAUCGUCAUGGACAAGCUGGCCGACAUCUACAAGAAGCCCUUCACCUCCAUCCCCGUCAGGGUCCAGUAUCACUCAUUUGACCGCUUGUCCAUCACCUCCAUCUGUCCAGACUACAGCCUGAAGAUCAGGAAGCUAGCCUUGGACCAGUCAAAGUCUCUGGAACUGUUCUUUGCCACCAAUCAGAACAACCGCAGCGGCGAGCACAUGAACGACAAGUCGCCCCGCCUGUGCCGCAAGUUCUCAUCCCCACCCCCGCUCUCCAUCCCCUCUCGCACCUCCUCACCCGUCCGUACCCGCAAGCUCUCCCUCAACUCGCCUGUGGGCUCCAAGGUGGGGGCCCUCGACCUGUCCAUCACCUCGUCCUCCUCUGCCGCCAGCAGCCCCACCUCCACCUACAACCCCACCAUGUCCCCCCCGCCGGCCAACACCAAGGCCCCCCUCGACCUGAGCCGGGGCCCCUCCUCGCCUGAGCAGAGCCCCGGGGCCGUGGAGGAGGGGGGCGAGAUGCCGCGCAUCGACGCGUUCUGCGGAAAGCUACGGAGGAGCAUCCGGAGGGCCGUCUUGGAGUCCGUGUCUCUGGACAAGUUCAUUCCGGAGACGGGCCAGGGCAGCGAAUCGGGCGAGGUGUCCCCGUGCCGCUCGCCCUCCACGCCCCGACACCUCCGCUACCGGCAGGCGGGAGUCCAGUCGGCCGAGAACUCCCGCUGCUCGGUGUCCCCCGCCUCGGCGUUCGCCAUCGCCACAGCAGCAGCUGGUCACAGCAGCCCGCCAGGGUUUAACAACUCAGAGAGGACGUGUGACAAGGAGUUCAUCAUUCGCAGGGCGGCCACCAACAGAGUUCUCAACGUGCUGCGUCACUGGGUGUCCAAGCAUUCACAGGACUUUGAGAUGAACGGGGAGCUGAAGAUGGGCGUGAUCUGCCUGCUGGAGGAGGUUCUGAGGGACCCGGAUCUGUUGCCCCAGGAGAGGAAAGCCACAGCGAACAUACUGAGCGCACUCUCGCAAGAUGACCAGGACGAUGCACAGCUCAGGAUCGAGGACAUCCUGCAGAUGGCUGAGUGUCCCAAGACCGAGUGCUUCGAAUCAUUGUCGGCCAUGGAGUUGGCGGAGCAGAUCACCUUGCUGGACCACAUUGUCUUCAGAAGCAUCCCCUAUGAGGAGUUUCUCGGCCAGGGCUGGAUGAAGGUGGACAAAACUGAGCGGACUCCUUACAUCAUGAAGACCAGCCAGCACUUCAAUGAUAUGAGUAACCUCGUAGCCUCUCAGAUAAUGUCCCACACUGACGUGGGCUCCAGGGCCAACUCCAUUGAGAAGUGGGUGGCAGUCGCUGACAUCUGCCGCUGUCUCAACAACUACAAUGGUGUACUGGAGAUCACCUCUGCCCUCAACCGCAGCGCCAUCUACAGGCUGAAGAAGACAUGGGCUAAGGUGUGCAAACAGACUAAAGCACUGAUGGACAAGCUGCAGAAGACAGUGUCGUCUGAAGGGAGGUUUAAGAACCUGCGGGAAACGCUGAAAAACUGUAACCCACCCUGUGUGCCCUACCUGGGGAUGUACCUGACGGACCUGGCCUUCAUCGAGGAGGGGACGCCCAACUUCACGGAGGAGGGCCUGGUAAACUUUUCCAAGAUGCGGAUGAUAUCCCACAUCAUCCGCGAGAUCCGACAGUUUCAGCAGACCCCGUACAGGAUAGAGCACCAACCCAAGGUCACUCAGUACCUGUUGGAUAAAACUCUCAUCAUGGACGAAGACACCCUGUACGAGCUCUCUCUCAAGAUUGAACCCAGACUCCCAGCUUGAGCGACCGCUGCGACUGGCAAUUUCCCACCCUGCCCAUGUGGAGGUGCUAGGGAGAAGAGGGGCGUGGCACAUGCGCGUCUGACAUUUUGCAAAGCACGGGGCAGGGGGGAGGGGAGGGAGAGAGUGCUGUCAUUCAAGCAGGAGGUAGAGUAAUAGAGAGGAAGAGAACGUGUAGAUGAUUCCCUCCGGAAUCCUACAUUUCAAAGGAUGAUGUUAAGGUGCUGGCAGUCCAGGCGUUUGGUAAGCGAGGUUGAAGUGUGACUGCUACAUUCCAGGUCAAAGGUCAAAGGUUAAGCGAUGGGGUCUCACAUUAGACGGCAUGCAGGUGGUGGGAAGAAGGUAUGUCGCUGCUCUCUAAAGUGGACAGGUCAGAAGGACAGUGUAAAAAAAAAAAAAACAAAAGAAAUGUAGCAUGUACAGAAACAACAAAUAGUUCAUAGUGCUUUUGGCUUUUCUCUCCAGCUAUCUAAUCUAAAGUCCUGGUCUUUCACAUGGAGGGCUGGAGCAUCUGACUCAUGCUCUCUCAGACGGUGAUGAUUUUGACUGCAUGAACCUGAUCUUUUUUUCUCUUUUCUUUUUUUUUUUUAAAUUCUGAUUCCUAUUUCAACCACAGUGUAGUGUGACAGGAGAGAGGUUGGUGUGCGCGGUGUCUGUUUCGCUACACGGCAUGAACUCGUGUUCCACUCAUUGCUCUGCAGAUUGGUUUGUGAGCUGGCACGUGUCCGUACGACACAAAACCAAACUGACCUGGCUGUUUCGCAUCAUUGGAUGAGUAAAUUUGCAAUUCAGCAUGCCUGCAGAACGUUAGUCACUUUGUUAUGACAAAAAAUUCUAUUAUUUUAUUAAAUCAAUUUGAAUGCUAAUAUCAAUGCCAGAAUAGAUGAAUCUCAUAUGUUUAAGCAUUUGCCAAUUCCGAUCAGCAAGAAUGAGAAGUAGGUGUUUUUUUUCCAACACUGCUAUGGUGCCUUUUAUGAAUAUUUUCUAAAUAUUGCAUAAAUGCUUAUUAGUAAGUUUCAGAAUGGUCAUAAAGUGGCAUACACUAUUCUAAACUAGAAAUGAAGGAGCAAAGAUUUUUAUGUACAGUAUAUAUAAAUAUGAAUAAAACGAUAAUCAGGAGCUUUAAGAUGACGUCAAUGCUUCAUUUGAGUGUUAGGAGUAAGUGGUCACUUAGUAAUCAGUGAGCAGAGUUAUUUGCAGUUGUGAUGUGCCCAGCGCAAGGGCAGCAAGGUGGCAUUUAGCAAUCCUGCCCUUUCUCAAAUGCUAAGACGUCACACGGUAACCCAGGGCCUGUUUCCUGCCGGCGGAUGUACGCAGGAAGGCAUUUGAGUAACCUUUCUGUGUGCGCAGAGGGGCACACAUUACAAAUUAAGAGCUGAUGAAUUCCUGGAUUGAACUAACGAGGCUCUCGUCUCUCCGUCUCGCUCCAUUUCUGCCGGCUGGCGGACCGGUGAUCCCGGCGGAGCCACGUCCUUUAAUGGACAAUUUAUGCCGCAAUGAGUUCUGUUAAACAGAUUUCUCAUUUCAACUCUAUCGCUUCGAAGGGAAUGGAUUUUAGACUGGCGCAGUGCGCGAGGGAGCAGGUGCUGGGUUCCUUCGGAAUGAAAAGAUUCACAGAAGUUUGUGCUGGGAACAAGGUCGUUUGCACUGCAGCACUGCGCACAGAAAAGCCCCAGGAUUCCUGCCUGCUGAGAAAGAUAACUUGCCUGAUAGAGGAGGUGACCCACUGAAGUCUUGCCUGUGUUUUAGAAUCCAAUCUGAUAUGCUCUGAAAUCUUAUUUUACUACAUUUCAGGGCUGAAAUGAAGGUGUUGGGGUGUGGUUACUAGGUCACUGUUGGUUACUGAUCAAAGGCUGAGAUAAACUUGGCCUUCUAUGGGGUAGCGCUACCGGUGAGUGCACAGAAAGGGGCUAGAAAUUGACACAACAGCUCCCCCUGCUGGAAGAAAGUUAGGAAAUAAAAGUGAAUCCUUAUGACUUCUAGGGUUCUGACUAUCAGACUUUUGAAUACAAGGCAUCUAGCAUGUCAAUAACAAUACAACAUUGUUACUUUAUGUGAGGAAUAGGUCAUAAGGCAGCAGGGGUUAAUCUUUACCUCUCCACUGCAACAGUAAAUUAGCUGUGUUCUGUGUCUAAAGGCACUUCUAGCCAUCUGUUACAGCCGAAUGUGGGGAUUAGCUACGGAUAACAGUCCCAACAGUCAGCAUCCCAUUGGUCAGAUCUAACGUCUUUAGUCUCCCAUCACAAUGCACUUUUACAUUACACGUUUUACAAUUACACCAGUACCAAUGAAAAGAGAACAGAUGACAGAGAAUAUUUAAUUUCUAUUUGAAUAUCUAUUUAUGAAAUGCAUG